CCGUUCUUCGUUCUCACAUUAGUACAAAGUGAAUAUCAGCCCUCUGCGACAGCUCUCCCGCGCUAAAAUGGCAGUUUGAAGGCGUGCGGCAGCUAUCUUUGCAGCGGCAACAACCCGGCAGUGCAACGGCGAACUGCACUGGCUAUUUCUGGCAAAAUGGCGUCUCUCUCGGCAACCACCUACAGCUUUGCUGCCGUCGACAGCAGGACCGAACCCCUCGACUUGAUAACGUUAUCAGACUCGCCUUUGAUUUUAUUCACCCGUUCACGGCUAACACUGACCAGCAGCAGACAUGACACUCUCCCAGCUGGCCUUGGAGGACGUGGAGGCCCUGUACUUAGGGCCCUCGUUUCUGAUGGCUGACCCCAUGGGGCCCCUUCUGGACCAAGAUGAAGAAGAAGCUCUUUCUCCCUCCUCCUCUCUAGAGGGGAAGGCGCCAGCUUCGCCUCCCCUCUCUUUCUCUUCCCACGCAUCCUCCCUGUCUCCUUACCAGACGUUGUCGUCCUCCCCACUCUCCUCUGCCUCCCCACCUCCCUCUCCUCCUCCCACCCAUCCCUCCUUGUUCCUGGGAACCAAGGCCGGAGCGGACUCCCUGUGCCUCCCCUGGCUGGAUGCCUGUGACCUGCUCAACACCCACGUUGGAGCAGAGGAUGGCAAAGAUGACGCUUUUGAGGGCAUGGACUGGAUGUCAGAGAAAAUCGACCUGAGUGAAUUCGAUCUGGAUUCCCUCAUUGGCUCCUGCUCCUCCGAUGAGUCACCCAGCUCCCCCGAGGAUCUCCUGGCCUCCCUCGACUCCCACAUGGAUCUGGAUCUAGACUCCUUCCACACAUCCAUCCCCGCCCCGCAUGACAGCCUCGAACUGGGUCUUUCACUGCCCGGCAUCCCCUGUAUCCCUGUGGAGCCCCCUCUCCCCAGGGUAGACGAGGCGAAGAAGACAGAGGUGGCUCCUGAUCGGGAGGUUGUGAUGAAGUCUGAGCCUCCCUCCCCAGUUCCCUCUCCCUCACCUCCCUCUCCUCCCUCUCCAGCCUACACGUUGGAGCUGGGGAGUGAAGUGGAUGUCCUGGAUGCAGAGAAAACCACCACAUCCCUCACAGCCACCAUCAUUCCAGAUCCUAGUGGAAGCAUUCAGACGACCAGCCCCAUUGUCCUCUCUCUUCCCCCCUCUGGCCACUUCGUGGUGCUGCUCACCAACAAAGAAGAGCCCUCCAUCGUAUCUCUCCCCGACCAGUCCAUUAAAACUUCUCCUCCGUCAAGCGACUGCGACAGCGACUCUGGCAUCGAGUCUGCUGCCGGCUCACCUGGUCACCUCCCAUCUCCUCCUCCCACCCCCUCUCCAACAGCUGGUUCCUCCAGGACCAAACCCUACUCCAAACCAGAGCCCACCGCCACCACCUCCUCCCCCUCAGCCAAGACCUCCAGGGUCAAAUCGGUGUCUGGCGCUCCCAAAGUGGUGGAGAAGAAACUGAAGAAGAUGGAGCAGAACAAGACGGCGGCCACUCGCUACAGGCAGAAGAAGAGGGUCGAGCAGGACCUGCUUAACACAGAGUGUGACGAGCUGCUGAAGAGGAACCAGGAGCUGGCAGAGAAGGCAGAGUCUAUCAGCCGAGAGAUUCAGUAUCUCAAGGACCUGAUGGAGGAAGUUCGUAAGCGCCGCGUUAAGACCAGCUCAGUGGCUUAGAAACCAGAAUGUGUGUGAGGCACAGUCUGCAUUUAGUAGUGAUGGUGUUUCUGCUCCACCACUCACAUGCCAUAACGAAGCACCACUUUAUUAUUACAAGUAUGUCUUAAGAGAUUACAGAAGAUGGCAUGUGAGGGUGGAUGUAUGAAACACCACUGAACAGAAAAGAGUGGCUAGAUGGAAAGUUAAAAAAGCCUCUGGAAGUUAAUGCGAUUGUUAGUGUAGUGCAGGGGGCUGGGAGGUAGUCAGGUGAAGCAUCUGUACAUGCUUGUCUCUCAGUCCCCUGUUAGAUCCCCAUAAUGUACUCCCCGUCCUUCUAGCAGUACUUGUACAAACAGGCCGGGUGUACAUUUGUAUUUGUAGACUAGGCAUGCAAAACAUGAGUCACCAUAACUCCCAGUAGUGAUUUAGACCAUGAAGAGAUAUACCGCCUCACACUCACCAGUGAUCAACAGUCAGACCCCAGCUCAGCUUCAGUAAAGUGAGAAACCACUUGUACCUUGUUACCCACUCCUUUUUAACCCAGUGUCACCCCAUUUCCACCUUCCUCUUAACAGCUUCAAGUCCAGAAAGGGGCCUCAAUAUAUUUAUGAAUUCUUGAUGUUACACUGUCAACAUGGAUUUUUUUUGUGUAUAUAGUUUUCUCCUCCUUUGCUUGCAGAUUUUAGCUUUUGUUAUUUAAUGCUGGAUAAAACCUGAUCAUGUCUUGAGUAGCUCAGUCUCUCUUAGCACAGUCGUUUGGCUUGUAAAAAUGCUUGCUCUUCUUUUUCUAAUAAAUAUCUAUCGGUACUCAA
Messenger RNA from Epinephelus moara (kelp grouper), 2472 nucleotides. It is a transcript of the gene atf4a, whose product is annotated as activating transcription factor 4a. Gene Ontology annotation, molecular function: DNA-binding transcription activator activity, RNA polymerase II-specific; RNA polymerase II transcription regulatory region sequence-specific DNA binding. NCBI's taxonomy places the organism in Eukaryota, Metazoa, Chordata, Actinopteri, Perciformes, Serranidae. Gene Ontology annotation, biological process: regulation of transcription by RNA polymerase II. Gene Ontology annotation, cellular component: ATF1-ATF4 transcription factor complex; nucleus; ATF4-CREB1 transcription factor complex. The transcript has 4 exons. Bases 293 to 1678 code for a protein of 461 amino acids. The record is from RefSeq and is a predicted model, not a curated record.